Molecule: messenger RNA, 2089 nt
Organism: Sebastes umbrosus (honeycomb rockfish)
Lineage: Eukaryota; Metazoa; Chordata; Actinopteri; Perciformes; Sebastidae
Product: extracellular serine/threonine protein kinase FAM20C-like
Exons: 13
Coding region: 310-1998 (562 amino acids)
Biological process (GO): protein phosphorylation
Cellular component (GO): Golgi apparatus
Molecular function (GO): phosphotransferase activity, alcohol group as acceptor
Source: RefSeq, a predicted model, not a curated record
CUGGAUAAAGCACACGCACGCUCCAAUUAGGUGCCAAAUUCUGGGUUGUUUCCAAGCAACCUACAUUAAGCUCCGACUGCUGUGAGGGAAAAACGGGGCUUCAAAGCUUUGAAGGAUGUUUUCGCUGUUUCAAUCGGCUGACCCAGAAGUGACCUCGGAUCUCCCUCUGGAGGAAGAAAAAUGUAAAAAGGCGGCAAAUCAUAAGCCGGGCCGGCUGCAGUUCCCCACUGGCUAGUUUACGGCCGCCGCUCUGCACUGCGCUCAUGGACUACUGAAAGCGUAUCGCCCAAUCUCCGGUUCCCUCACAGCAUGAGACAGAACCUGGGUCGAUCCACUCGCUCCAUCUAUCUGACUCUGGCGUGUCUGUCCCUCGCUCUCCACCUCCUUCUGGCGUUUUUUUGUCUCUCUAUCCUCCAGACAGCCUGUGUCCUUCCCACCUCUUCUUCCUCCUCCUCCAUUCCAAGAACAGACACUCAGCACCGUCAGUCCAUCUCCCACUCCUCCUCUUCUUCAGCUGCCUCCUCCUCCUCACAUAAGCUGCCAACGAUCCCCCAGAAUGAAGAGCAUCACAAGCUGCAUGCCAACCAUGAAGAGAGAGACUCAUUCAGUGAUGCCACUGAGAGGGAAAAGACACUGAUAGGAGGUGGAAAAGUGAUUCAAAAGGUUAAGGGUCAUUCUAAGCUGGAGGAGCUGUUUAAGCACCCGCUGUACAACCUGCCACGGCCGGAGCUGCAAGACGAUGAUUGGCUGCUGAGGGUGAAGGCAAAUGAACAGGCAAGGGAUAGCGAAAGUGAGGAAGAAGAGAGGGAAGACACCAUUGAUGAUGACAGUCAAUGGCCGAGUGCCAGUGAGGAGGAGGAAGGCUUCGACAAAGUCAGUUGGACGAGCGACACGGAGACCCACCCUCCCUGGCUACGAUUCCACCUGGGCAUCUCUCGCUGGGAGCUGUACAACAGGAAGGAUCCCAAUCUGGCCCAGCUGACUCACUAUUUGGCAACGCAGCGUGUCCUCGGUGCUGCUCAGAAGACAGGAGGUACCCAGCUCAAACUGCUCCUGUCGUUCCCAAACUACGGACAAGCUCUGCUGAAACCCAUGAAACAAUCCAGAGACGCAGAGACGGAUGUAAACCUCUUCUACUUCUCCGACUUUGAAAGACACAAUGCAGAGAUUGCAGCCUUUCACCUUGACAGAUUGUUGGGCUUUAACAGGAUCCCUCCAGUGGUCGGUCGACUCAUCAAUGUCACCUCAGAGAUCAGAGAGAUUACCACUGACCACAGGCUGUCUCGGACCUUCUUCACUUCCCCUGCGGGGAACGUGUGUUUCUAUGGCCAGUGUGAGUACUACUGCUCAUCAGAGCACCCGGUGUGCGGUCAGCCACAUGCGCUGGAGGUCUCCCUGGCCGCCAUGCUGCCUGACCUCACCCUAGCUCCCCGCAGGUCCUGGAGGUCACCAUGGAGACGAUCCUAUAGCCGCACCAAGCUGGCAAAGUGGGAGAAGGAGCUGGCCUACUGCGACACAGUGAAACAGAUGCCUCCUUACGACCACGGCACCAGACUGGUGGACCUCAUAGACAUGGCUGUACUGGACUUCCUCAUGGGCAACAUGGACAGACAUCACUACGAGACGUUUGAGAAGUUUGGCAACAAGACUUUUCUGCUGCAUCUGGAUAAUGGACGGGCGUUCGGGCGUCACUCUCGGGAUGAGCCAUCUAUUCUAGCUCCUUUACAACAAUGUUGCAGGAUCCGUCGCUCCACCCUCCUCCGCUUGCGUCUUUUGUCCCUCCCCGGAUUCCGUCUGAGUGAUGUCAUGCGGGAGUCGCUGGUCCAGGAUCCUCUGGCAGGCGUGGCCCCCCUCCUCUCUGAACCACACCUUUCUGCUCUGGACCGGCGCCUUGCAGCCGUCCUACAGGUGGUGCAGGCCUGUCAGGAACACCACGCAGAUGUCAUUUACGACGACCUGGAAGGAUACGAUCAAGAGUACGAUCAACAGCCUGACUGAGGAAAAAAAACAAUAAGUGAUAGGCCUAGGCAUAUUAUUGUGUCCCUAGUCUGCGUAUGAAUGCUUGAUAUCAUUAAAGAUGCUAAAUGCA